This is a messenger RNA of Schizosaccharomyces japonicus yFS275, 973 nucleotides long. Its product is annotated as 20S proteasome component beta 6. Gene Ontology annotation, biological process: proteasomal ubiquitin-independent protein catabolic process; protein catabolic process; proteasome-mediated ubiquitin-dependent protein catabolic process. The record is from RefSeq and is a predicted model, not a curated record. Gene Ontology annotation, cellular component: proteasome core complex, beta-subunit complex; proteasome core complex; nucleus. Bases 392 to 973 code for a protein of 193 amino acids. Lineage: Eukaryota; Fungi; Ascomycota; Schizosaccharomycetes; Schizosaccharomycetales; Schizosaccharomycetaceae. The transcript is spliced from 2 exons.
CGUCCCCCGUUUGCUUACUGCCAGUACACUGUGUUGGUAUAUUAUGAAACGCCUAUAGUGCGCUAUAACGUAGUUACUGUAAGCAUAAAAUGCAGUACGAAGCGCUUUGGUUUAGCUCAAUAAGUUACACUAUAUAAAAUAAGAAGCAGCGCGAAACCGUUUUUUAAGGUAACAUCAUUGAGUAACAUUGCAUAACGAAAACCUCUCGGACAUUCGAAACUAAAUAUCCUUUGAGCUGGCACUUACCCAGAACCCACACUCACUCUUCUUGCAGACCCAGAAUACGACGCGUGUUUUUACCUGAACAGAGGAUACUUUAACGACAUUCUGUGUAUAAAGACACUCGUUUCACGAUUUAAAAAGACUCUUUCGAAUUUUUGUUGAGUUAAAAAUGUCCCAAUCCAGAUUUGAUCCCUACGUCCAAAAUGGAGGUACAAUUGUUGGCAUUGCUGGUGAAGACUUCUCCAUUAUUGCCGGUGAUACGCGUAAUGUCAACGGUUACAACAUCAAUACCCGUUUUUCGCCUCGUGUUCACGAGGUUGGCGACAAAUUGAUUCUUGGUGCUACAGGAUUUGAAGCUGACGCGUUGACUUUGGUAAAACGUAUUCGUCAGCGGAUAGAUUUAUACCAUGACAACCACAAGCGUAUCAUGUCUCCUUCUUCUUGUUCCAGAAUGGUGCAAACCAUGCUUUAUGGCAAACGUUUCUUUCCCUAUUAUGUCUACACUUUGGUUGCAGGUUUGGAUGAAAAAGGUGUCGGCGCUCUCUAUUCUUUCGAUCCUGUUGGUUCGUACGAGCGUGAAUGGUGCCGUGCCGCUGGUUCUGCGGCUAAUUUUAUGCUCUCUUUCUUGGACAACCAAGUUAACCUUCACAACCAAUAUGUGCCCACUUCUAAUGGCACGGAAAAGAUGCCUCAUCGUCUUUUGACUUUGACGCAAGCUGUGAACCUUCUUCAAGAUUGUUUUCAUGCUUAA